Molecule: messenger RNA, 760 nt
Organism: Moneuplotes crassus
Lineage: Eukaryota; Ciliophora; Spirotrichea; Euplotida; Euplotidae
Source: the annotation of a GenBank genome assembly
UCUUCAGCUAGGCGAGAUCGGUCAGAACUGUAGAGAUAUGGAGUACGAGCAAUAUGAACAAGAAGUCAAGAUUAUCAAUCAGCAAGCAUCUAACAAAUUUUGCAAAAUUGUUUGCUCAGAAAUAGGUGCUUGCAUGUUCAAUCCAUUCCAUUAUACAGCCAGUUUGGAGUUUCUCAAAGAUUUCAAGCUAUUUUAUAUAGGAAACUUUGAUUCUAAUUUGACUGAGCAGCAUAUCUUGGUGUCUCAGGUCAGAUUGAAAUACUUUAAUAGAAUGAUUGAAGAGUAUUCAAAAUAAACAAGAGAUAAUAAGACUUGCUCUUUACGAAGAUUCUCCAAUUUUUAGGCAUAAAAGAGCUAUUAAUAAUGUUAUCAGAGGAGUCCAUACUUUGAAAGAUCUUAAAAUAAACUCUUUGACUAUUACCUCUAAACAAUUUGUGCAAAUACUUCUAAGCGGCACCAACCUUGAGAAAUUUAACCUGGUCGAUUGUACCUUUAUAGGAGCUCAAUUUGUAAUAACUGUUGGAAAAAGAACAUCAAGAUUAAAAUCUUUCGAGAUGAGAUGAGAUAAAAUAAGUCUGAGGGAAAAGGUAGGAAGAAACUUUGAAUACUUUGAUAACAUUUUAAGCAAUAUUUGACAAUGCCCUUGCGUAAAGACGUUGGAAGUAAUAAGAUUUGAAAGAACUGGAGUUGUUCACGGGACUCCUGAAGCUUUCGAACAAAAAUAUAGUCACCUCAAUCUAUAUAUAAAUUAGCCUUAGUU